AUGGAGAAGUCGAGUAGCGAGGAUUCUUCGAUCCACCGGAGUCCAUCUUUGGACAGCAAGGACUCGGACUUUGCCAAGCCGUCCACCUCGGGCCGCCCGUUCGGCCGCGGCUUCACGGCCGGCGCCUUCUACGGCACCGCGGGCUCGCGGGGCCAGAGCCGCGCCGAGGCUGGCGUUAAGACUGACAAGUACAAUGCACCCAAAGGCAGCAAGUACGUGGUGUUUUACCUGGACCUGUCCUUUGUUUUUCUCCUAGAAUUUAAGAAGUGCAACAUGGCCAGAGGCUGCCUCUGCUGCUUGAAGUACAUGAUGUUCCUCUUCAAUUUGAUAUUCUGGCUCUGUGGCUGUGGGCUGCUCGGAGUGGGCAUUUGGCUAUCCGUGUCCCAAGGCAACUUUGCCACCUUCUCCCCCAGCUUCCCCUCGCUGUCUGCAGCCAACCUGGUCAUCGCCAUAGGCACCAUUGUCAUGGUGACAGGCUUCCUCGGCUGCCUGGGGGCCAUCAAGGAAAACAAGUGCCUCCUUCUCAGUUUUUUCAUCGUCCUGUUGAUCAUCCUCCUGGCAGAGUUGAUCUUGCUCAUCCUCUUCUUUGUCUACAUGGACAAGGUAAAUGAGAACGCCAAGAAGGACCUGAAAGAAGGACUAUUGCUGUACAACACAGAGAACAACGUGGGGCUUAAGAACGCCUGGAACAUCAUCCAGGCUGAGAUGCGCUGCUGUGGCGUCACCGACUACACAGACUGGUACCCAGUGCUGGGGGAGAACACAGUGCCCGACCGCUGCUGCAUGGAGAACUCCCAGGGCUGUGGGCGCAACACCACCACCCCUCUGUGGAGAACGGUGGGUACCCCCGCUUGCCCUGGGGCUUCUGUCCAAAACCCUCUCCCCCAUGUCUUUCAGAUUCUGGGCAUGGCCUUCUCCAUGACCCUCUUCCAGCACAUCCACCGGACUGGUAAAAAGUACGAUGCCUGAGCGGGCUGGCCGGGAGCACCCCAGCCCCCACGCAGACACUGUGCCAGGGAAGAAGAUUUGAGCUUUGUGUUGCCUGCCCGCGCUCUCCAGACUGCUGACCCCUGCACCCGACUCCCCCCGCAGCCCACCCUCCCCCAGCCCACCCCGCCUCAGCCUUCUUGGUGGGUGGAGGGCCAGGGAGGAGGAGGCGUGGAGGAGGCACACAGAGACCUUGGGUGCUGGGGGCGCCUGGAUUCCUGCAUCUGUGUAUUUGCCAAAGAAGACAGGGUGGGCCGGGUUCAUGCUCCAGGAGCCCUCCAGCACUGAUGCGUUUCUGCCUCUGCCCUUCCUCACGCUGACACUUGGUCCCCAUGUGGGUGGGGCGCAGAGUGCUCCCUCCUGGUCCAGAGACUGCCCACGGAGCCACGGGUGCCCACCGCCAUCCAUGGGAAAGCUGGCGGGGGGGGGGUGGGGUGGGGGUCUGACUGCCUCUGGGCAAGGCCCCCGGGAGCAUCUUGCCCAGGCUUUUUAUACCUUACAGUGUAACUUUUUUAUUUUAUUUUACUCUGAUUCUGAUUAUUCAGGAAUAUUAUCUUCCAGAUAAGUUUAGGGUUAGCUUUCUGAUUUAUAACUUUUUACUGUGUUGAUUUCUGUAAUGGUUUGAUUUUUUUUUUUUUUUCCUGAGGGUGGGGGACAGGUGCGGGGAGAGAGGAUGUCCCGUCAGGUUUCAAUCAGGACAAACCACUGUGCAGCUCUCAGGAGUCCCCGGGGAGAUGCACCAGGCCUGUGCUCAGGACGCACCGAGUGGGAGGGAGAGUGGGCCAGGGUGUGCGGGGCCCGCGUCGGUGGCACAGGAGCCUGGAUGAGGCGUGUGCAACAGAAAGGCACAGAGCAGCGUGGAGGGGCACCCUGCCCGGGGGCCAUAGGUUUGCUGAUGCUGGCUCCAGCGGCCCGAACGGUUGGGGGUCCGUGGGGGGCCGGCGAAGUGCUUUGCCAGGAACGUGGCCAGGGCCGUUGUGGGUCCUUCUGCUUCACCGAUGAGCAGUCUUUUCUUUUUCCCAUCCUUCCUUCCUCCUGCCCUCUGCUGGCACCGGAGGCUCCCCCUUCCGCCCCAUGCGGGCAUAUUCCCGCGACAGGUUCUGCAAACCCCAGUUACUUUCACAGACAUUCCUGCUAGAAACUCUCGGACAAAUACCUCUCUAGUUCAGAUGCUGCUCACUUUCUCACAUUGCUUCUGGAAGGGGAAGCAUUCCUUAUGUUUUGCUGCUCAGACGGUGGCAGAGGUCCCGUGACCAUCAGGAGGGGACGGUGGAAGUAGUGCCCGUGAUCAUUCCAGCUGUACUCACUGGGCUGCACGUUCCCUGCCGAGAGGGAGGGGAAGAUGACCAGGGGGUCCCGGGACCCUCAUCCCCUUCCUCAGGGUUCAUUGAUGGUGGGGUGGUGGCAGGUCUGUCCUCCGUGGCCCCGAGGAGAAGCACAGGGAGGUCAGACUGGAUCUUGCUACAGCAGCCCCAGGGAGAAACAGCCAAGUCACGGUGUAGAAGCUGAACAGGCCGGGUGGGGUAUCAGACUGCAGCAGGGGGGCCCUCAGGCUUUAAGCUGGUCUGAGUGUGUUUGCAGUUAAAAAACUAAAGUCAAGAAUUCAUGGGACUGAGCUUGCAGAGGCUGUCCACUGGCCGGCUAGGAUCCAGUGCGCUUCCCCGACCCGGCCUCACGUGGGGCAGCUGCCUGUUCCCUGCACCGUGUGGCUCAAUACCUUGAUUUCUCACCAGGCCCACGUCUCCUUUCCAGCCUGCACUUGUCUGCUCCAAAAGCUGAGACCUGGCCACUCAGCCGGCAACUCCUGCACCCGCCGAAGUAAAAUACAGGGGGGACCAGAAGUAUAGAACUUUUGGUGUUCAGGAGUCACCAUUUUGGGGGAUGAGAAGUGGAGAGUAAGGUGGGCUCAAUGAGUCAGGCAAGGAACCCCCACAGCCCACCCCACGACAGAAGUGAAGGUGCCCAUGGCAAAGCUGGGAAGGUGGGUCCUUGGGGGGACAAAGGGGCCAGCACAUGCUGGAGCCAAACUGCCUUCCUGGGUCCUCUGGUGCCAUCUUCCUGGUGCGGGACUUCAGCUGCCUCCCUGGGGACUCCCAGCUGCAGAGCACAGAACAGACAUGCUACUGCGUCACUGUGGACACGCGCUCAGCCAAUGCGCGCUGGAGUCACACAGAAGGGACUGGGUGUGUAAUGACCUUGGGGAGGAUGGGGCGGGCUUGUUCAUGCCUAUCAAUGCAAUUUCAGUUUUUGUUCAAAUCAGCAGCAAAAGCCCAACACCUUGGGGGGUGCGUGUGUGUAGCCUCCCUGGCAGUCUUAGUUUCUAGAGCUUCAGGGAUGUCCUCUGGCCCUGGAGCCUCCCCCGCGGUCCCCCUCUACCCACCAGUGCCCCCUCACCUGUCCGUUCAUGGAGGCUUGUCCACAGUCCCUCAGACCGCCUUCCUGCCUCACCCUGUGCUUGGCCGCUUAGGCAUUUGCUCGAGUCUCCUCUGGGGGAAGGCACGAGGGGUGGGGGUGCUCUUCCAGACCCCUCGCCCUUCCUGCAGGGUGGAUCCCACACAUAGAAGGUCACGCCACACGGUGUCUGUGGCAGCCCAGUGUCUUCUCUGUUUCUCCUGACUGUGCUCCCACUGGGGCAGCACUAACUCGAUGAGCUCCCUCACGUGUGACUUCCCUUGCCAAAAUCAGCGUCAGUUUGGUCAGGUCUGAUGCAGUUUCCAGAUUCGACUUAGAAGGUCAGGUUCUGGAGACAGCUUCAAGGGGGUGCCGGCCGAGACUUGGCCUUUCCCUGCAGCCAUCUUGCAGAGGUGGUGGGCGAGCAGGGACUGAGAACCACCCUUGGGGGGCUGCGGCAGGUGUUGGAGGACAGUCUCCACCCUCAGACCCCCGCUGGAGCACUGUCACCCCCUCCCCCGCACCAGCAUGGGCCAGCACCUUGGGCUCUCACUCCAGAAAGGUUGCUGCCCCACCCCAGACCCUCGCACAGAUGUUCUGGUUUGACUUGGACCCGGGUGGCCGUCGCUCCUUGCUUUGGUGGCCCCAAAGCAGUCCAGGUAGAUGGAAAUGGCUGUGCCCUCCUCUGCAGCCCCCUGCCCACCCACACUGGUGGAGGUGCUAACUAGCAGGGACCUGGUGUAGGAUGGGUGCCAGGUGCCUGAGUCCACCCUUUGUCCCUCCGCCCUUCUGCGACCGGCCUCUCCUGGUCCUGGUCUCCCCCUCACUCCUCUGCACCUCAGCGAGGCAGUGGUCCCGGCGGGUCCUGGCCUCCCUGCCCUGAACGGGCACCUGAGGGCCAGAGCCAGGGGCAUGCGCACACCCUGCCCACCCCCGGGGAGCGUGGGAGAGCAGGGACAGCACGCUUGUUGGUUUUAAAUGCACUUUUCUGCUUGCAAUGCCGUAUCUGUGCGUUUCCUUCAUCCUGGUCCUGGCUUUAUCGAACACCAUGUUUUUAGCAUGUUUUUAAAUAAAAAACUGAUAAUGUGUCAAAAGCACAAA
Molecule: messenger RNA, 4479 nt
Organism: Puma concolor (puma)
Lineage: Eukaryota; Metazoa; Chordata; Mammalia; Carnivora; Felidae
Source: RefSeq, a predicted model, not a curated record